Molecule: messenger RNA, 1320 nt
Organism: Arabis nemorensis
Lineage: Eukaryota; Viridiplantae; Streptophyta; Magnoliopsida; Brassicales; Brassicaceae
Source: the annotation of a GenBank genome assembly
AUGUUUGGUGGUAAAAGUUACAUACUCAGAGGGAGUGUAUCACUUGCCUUGAUUAUCCUCAUUCUCUUGAUGAUAAUACUCCUGGCUUCCGAGGAAAACCCGCUUCGUACUUCUUUGUUCGAAGUAANACGUCAAUUUUCAGCUUNUUCUUCAGUUUGUAACUUUGCAAAGGGGAAAUGGGUUGAAGACCGGAAGCGACNGUUGUAUUCUGGUUUUGAAUGUAAACAGUGGUUAUCAACCAUGUGGUCCUGUAGAAUAAUGGGCAGACCCGAUUUCUCGUUUGAGGGUUACCGGUGGCAACCAGAAGAUUCUUUCGCUGUGAAAUAUAGUCAAGUUUCUGCCUCUCCUUGGUUNACUGGGAAUUUCAAGCACCCUACAAGUGAUUUUCGAUGGAGCAAGUUGUUAAACGUUUCUCAGAUUGCUUACUGCAGCUUUGUUUUUAUUAUUAGAAUGNAGAACAAGACGAUAGCAUUUAUAGGAGACUCNUUGGGACGGCAGCAGUUUCAAUCCUUGAUGUGUAUGGCCACUGGUGGUGAAGAGAGCCCAGAGGUUCAAAACGUGGGAUGGGAGUACGGUCUUGUUAAACCCAAAGGCGCUCUCCGUCCUGAUGGUUGGGCUUAUCGGUUCCCAACCACAAACACAACGAUCUUGUAUUAUUGGUCAGCNAGUUUAUCAGAUUUGGUACCGAUGAACAACACAGAUCCACCUAGUAUNACUGCAAUGCAUCUGGACCGUCCACNAGCAUUCAUGAGAAACUACCUUNACCGUUUCGAUGUGUUGGUUCUAAACACCNGUCAUCAUUGGAACAGAGGUAAGAUCGAAGGGAAUCAUUGGGUNAUGCACGUAAAUGGAACACGGGUCGAAGGGGAAUAUCUCAAGGAUAUCAGAAACNCUAAGGAUUUUACAAUACACAGUGUUGUGAAGUGGCUUGACGCACAGCUUCCAUUUCAUCNGCGGUUGAAAGCUUUNUUUAGAACGAUUUCUCCGAGGCAUUUUAAAAACGGAGAUUGGAAUACCGGUGGAAACUGUAACAACACGGUCCCAUUGUCUAGAGGAAGCGAAAUCACAGGCGAUGAUGGAUCGAUUGACAAAACAGUAGAGAGUGCUGUGAAUGGGACGAGGAUCAAGAUUCUUGACAUAACUGCACUUUCUGAGCUAAGAGAUGAAGCUCAUAUCUCAGGGUCUAAACUCAAACCCAGAAAACCGAAAAAGGCGAGUAAUGUGACUUCGACUCCAACUCCAACGGUCAAUGACUGCUUGCAUUGGUGCUUACCCGGGAUCCCAGAUACAUGGAAUGAACUUUUCAUUGCUCAGAUUUGA